AUGACUUCAGGGCCGGAUCCCGUUGUCGAGGGCCACAAAGAUUAUUUUCAAACGAUCUUUCGACGCUGCGUGGCGGCUAUUCUAGGCUCGUAUGGCGCACACAUCGAGCCAGAGGCGUUCGACUAUAUUGUCCUGCUGGCCGAGCUACACAUGCACGAGCUCUACACCUCACUGGCAAGCAUUGCCCAUAUCCAACGGCGGACCCAACCUGCCGUCGAGGACCUGGCUCUGCUGUUUAGCCAGCACAACAUAAACUCUGACGACCUGUUGCGAGAAAAAUCGCUCCAUACCGUCUUCACUGAGCAGCUGGCUGCUCUGCAGUUUGACCCCGAGCUAGAGCCUAUUCCCGACUCUGCGGCGGCGUUUUUCGACACAAAGUUCCAUAAUAUCACAUCCAUCGUGCCGUCAAAACGCAAAAUGCCCAACUACGUCCCCAAGUGGAUGCCUCCACUGCCGCCUGACCACACCUACAUGGAGUCUUCUGUGUUCACAAACCACGUGCGCAGCCUGCAAGUGCUUCGUGAGCAACUGGUAGAAGAAGGUCGUCUGGCUGAGCAGGCUCUGCAGCGAUUACUUGGUCAGGGUGGGUCUGAGGCGCUACUUGAGGUCGAAAAGCCCGCUGUGCGCCAGCGCCAGCCCGAGCCGGUGUCUACGAACGGCUCUGCGCAAAAAGGAACACCAAACGGAGACGCCCCAUCUUCUUAUAUUACAGUAGUCGACCAGGAGCCCGAGGAACCCAAGGAACCCAAGGAGCCCAAGGCGGCUGCCGAGCCCCAGCCGGCCGAAGAACCCGUCAAGACAGAGCCCUCGAAUGUCGAACCCGUUAAAGUGAAACUGCCUACGCUGCGGAUCUCUAUGGGCAAAGAAACGGCGCGCCCAUUGAGUUUGAGUCUGUCGUUGGGCAAACCCAGCGAUGCCACGCAGUCUUCGGCAACGCCAGCCGCCCCAGAAAGCACGCCCGUCAAGCGGCCCAAAACCAGCGACAUCUUCGGCAAACGGCCCAAAAUCGAUAUUGCCAAAUUGGCAAAAGAACACGAAACCGGCCAGCCAGUGGGUCCUUUCAAGCCCUGGGAUCGCCCUCUGUCCAUCCACGAGUCGCCCAACACACUGCCCUCCGUCAUCGACGCUCUGGCCGCCGCAAUGGCCACUAUUGAAAAACAAUAA
This is a messenger RNA of Wickerhamiella sorbophila, 1164 nucleotides long. RefSeq names its product Transcription initiation factor TFIID subunit 8. Bases 1 to 1164 code for a protein of 387 amino acids. Gene Ontology annotation, cellular component: transcription factor TFIID complex. Gene Ontology annotation, biological process: transcription initiation at RNA polymerase II promoter. The transcript has a single exon. The record is from RefSeq and is a predicted model, not a curated record. NCBI's taxonomy places the organism in Eukaryota, Fungi, Ascomycota, Dipodascomycetes, Dipodascales, Trichomonascaceae. Gene Ontology annotation, molecular function: protein heterodimerization activity.